CGGAGCCCCCCACUGGGGCGAGAUGCUGAACGGCUCCGGCCUGGACAAAGCUCUUAAGAUGUCCCUGCCCCGCAGGUCGAGGAUCGGCUCCUCAGUGGGACCUGUUCGUUCUUCUUCAGGCUACAAGAAGGCAGAUGAUGAGAUGUCCCGGGCCACGUCUGUUGGAGACCAGCUGGAGGCACCAGCCCGCACCAUUUACCUCAACCAAACGCAUCUCAACAAAUUCCGUGACAACCAUAUCAGUACGGCCAAGUACAGUGUGUUGACAUUUCUACCUCGAUUCUUAUAUGAGCAGAUUAGAAGAGCUGCUAAUGCCUUCUUCCUCUUCAUUGCCUUAUUACAGCAAAUUCCAGAUGUAUCUCCAACAGGAAGAUAUACCACCCUGGUGCCAUUGAUCAUUAUUUUAACAAUCGCAGGCAUCAAAGAGAUUGUAGAAGAUUUUAAGCGACAUAAGGCAGAUAAUGCCGUUAACAAAAAGAAAACGAUAGUGUUAAGAAAUGGUAUGUGGCAGACCAUAAUGUGGAAAGAGGUGACGGUGGGGGACAUUGUGAAGGUCAUCAAUGGACAGUAUCUUCCAGCAGACAUGGUCCUGCUCUCCUCCAGUGAACCUCAGGCAAUGUGCUAUGUCGAAACGGCUAAUCUAGAUGGGGAGACGAACCUUAAAAUACGGCAGGGCUUGAGUCACACUGCUGAAAUGCAAACAAGGGAAGUGCUGAUGAAGUUAUCUGGAACUAUAGCAUGCGAAGGGCCCAAUCGUCAUCUCUACGACUUCACGGGAAACUUGAACUUAGAUGGGAAAAGCCCUGUUUCCCUUGGGCCUGACCAGAUCUUAUUAAGAGGUACACAGCUUAGGAAUACUCAGUGGGUCUUUGGCAUAGUUGUUUAUACUGGACACGACACCAAACUCAUGCAGAAUUCCACCAAAGCACCUCUCAAGAGAUCGAAUGUGGAGAAAGUGACCAAUGUGCAGAUCCUGGUGUUGUUUGGCAUCCUCUUGGUCAUGGCCUUAGUCAGCUCAGUGGGGGCCUGGUACUGGAAUGGGUCUCAAGGUGGAAAGAACUGGUAUAUCAAGAAGAUGGAUACAAGCUCAGAUAAUUUUGGAUAUAACUUGUUGACAUUCAUCAUCUUGUACAACAAUCUCAUUCCCAUCAGUCUGUUGGUAACUCUUGAGGUUGUAAAAUAUACUCAAGCCCUUUUUAUAAACUGGGACACAGAUAUGUAUUAUCUAGGAAAUGACACUCCUGCAAUGGCCAGGACAUCAAACCUUAAUGAAGAACUUGGGCAGGUAAAAUACUUAUUUUCUGACAAAACUGGAACUCUUACAUGCAAUAUCAUGAACUUCAAGAAGUGUAGUAUUGCUGGAGUAACCUAUGGUCAUUUUCCAGAACUAGCAAGAGAGCCAUCCUCCGAUGAUUUCUGCCGAUUAUCAACCCCCCCAAGUGAUUCAUGUGAUUUUGAUGAUCCCAGGCUCUUGAAGAACAUUGAGGAUCAUCAUCCUACAGCUCCUUGCAUCCAGGAAUUCCUCACCCUUCUGGCUGUGUGCCAUACUGUUGUUCCUGAGAAGGAUGGAGACAACAUCAUCUACCAGGCCUCGUCCCCAGAUGAAGCUGCUUUGGUGAAAGGAGCUAAAAAGCUGGGCUUUGUCUUCACGGGCAGAACACCGUACUCAGUCAUCAUAGAAGCGAUGGGACAGGAACAGACAUUUGAAAUCCUGAAUGUCCUGGAGUUUUCUAGUGACAGAAAAAGGAUGUCUGUAAUCGUUCGAACUCCUUCAGGGCAACUUCGACUCUAUUGUAAAGGGGCUGAUAAUGUCAUUUUUGAGAGACUUUCAAAAGAUUCAAAGUACAUGGAGGAAACAUUAUGCCAUCUGGAGUAUUUUGCCACAGAAGGCUUGAGGACUCUGUGUUUGGCUUAUGCUGACCUCUCUGAGAAUGAGUAUGAAGAGUGGCUGAAAGUCUAUCAAGAAGCCAGCACCAUAUUGAAAGACAGAGCUCAGCGGUUGGAAGAGUGUUAUGAGAUCAUUGAGAAGGAUUUACUGUUACUUGGAGCCACAGCCAUAGAAGAUCGCCUUCAGGCAGGAGUCCCAGAAACCAUAGCAACUCUACUGAAGGCAGAAAUUAAAAUCUGGGUGUUGACAGGUGACAAGCAAGAAACUGCAAUUAAUAUAGGAUAUUCAUGUCGGUUGGUAUCCCAGAAUAUGGCCCUUAUUCUUUUGAAGGAGGAUUCUUUGGAUGCAACAAGGGAAGCCAUUACGCAGCACUGCACUGACCUUGGGAAUUUGUUGGGCAAGGAGAAUGACGUGGCCCUCAUCAUUGAUGGCCACACUCUGAAAUAUGCCCUGUCCUUUGAAGUCAGGAGAAGCUUCCUGGAUUUGGCGCUCUCGUGCAAAGCUGUCAUAUGCUGCAGAGUGUCUCCUCUACAGAAGUCUGAGAUAGUGGAUGUGGUUAAGAAGCGGGUAAAGGCCAUCACCCUUGCCAUCGGGGAUGGUGCCAAUGAUGUUGGAAUGAUUCAGACAGCCCAUGUGGGUGUGGGAAUCAGUGGGAAUGAAGGCAUGCAAGCGACCAACAACUCGGACUAUGCCAUUGCACAGUUUUCAUACUUAGAAAAACUACUGUUGGUUCAUGGUGCCUGGAGCUACAAUCGGGUGACCAAGUGCAUUUUGUACUGUUUCUACAAGAAUGUGGUCCUCUACAUUAUUGAGCUUUGGUUCGCCUUUGUUAAUGGAUUUUCUGGGCAGAUUUUAUUUGAACGUUGGUGCAUCGGCUUGUACAAUGUGAUUUUCACAGCAUUACCGCCCUUCACUCUGGGAAUCUUCGAGAGAUCUUGUACUCAGGAGAGCAUGCUCAGGUUUCCCCAACUCUACAAAAUUACACAGAAUGCUGAAGGCUUCAAUACAAAGGUUUUCUGGGGUCACUGCAUCAACGCCUUGGUCCACUCCCUCAUCCUCUUCUGGUUUCCCAUGAAAGCGCUGGAGCAUGAUACUGUGUUAUCCAAUGGUCAUGCCACAGACUAUUUAUUUGUUGGAAAUAUUGUUUACACGUAUGUUGUUGUGACUGUUUGUCUCAAGGCUGGUUUAGAGACUACAGCUUGGACUAAAUUCAGUCACCUGGCUGUCUGGGGAAGCAUGCUGAUCUGGCUGGUGUUCUUUGGCGUCUACUCCACCAUCUGGCCCACCAUCCCCAUUGCUCCAGAUAUGAAAGGACAGGCAACCAUGGUCCUGAGCUCUGCACACUUCUGGCUGGGAUUAUUUCUGGUUCCCACUGCAUGUUUGAUAGAAGAGGUGGCCUGGAGAGCGGCCAAGCAUACCUGUAAAAAAACGUUACUGGAGGAGGUACAAGAACUGGAAACUAAGUCCAGAGUGAUGGGGAAGGCGAUGCUUCGGGAGAGCAAUGGAAAGAGGAUGAACGAGCGUGACCGCCUGUUAAAGCGGCUCAGCAGGAAGACGCCGCCCACGCUCUUCCGGGGCAGCUCUCUCCAGCAGAGUGUCCCCCAUGGAUAUGCCUUCUCUCAAGAAGAGCAUGGAGCUGUUACUCAGGAAGAAAUAGUCCGUGCUUAUGACACUACCAAAAAGAAGUCGAGGAAGAAAUAAGACAUGAGUUUUCCUGAUUGAUUCUAGGAAAGAUGCGGUUUGUUGCACCCAGUGUUAACACAUCUUAGAAGAGACGAGUGUUCGGCAGCCAAAACACCGGAAAACACAUUUCUGUGGCCUUAGCCAACCAGUUUGUUAGUUAUAUAUUCCCUCCUAAACCUGGAGUCUAUACCGCAGGGGAAGCCAUUUUUUUUCCCCCUUCCAAUUUGUCUGCAGUGCUUGGCCUAAUUUUUGUUUAUGUUGUUACGAAGCAUUCAACUGUGCUCUCUGAGGUGUGAAAUUAAAAACAUUAUGUUCCACCAAUAUUUAAACAUCAGUACUAGUUGUUCUGGGAGAAAAGUAAAAGGGUUUUAUGUUGCGUGAGAAACCUAUCUUGUGGAAUUGUAGUGGGCACACACUGACUUCCUGUUUUGUUAACACAGAUUAAGUCCACUGGGCAGCAUGUAAACUUCACUUUAGGCAAGUUGCCGCCUUGCUUUGAUUCCUAUUUUGUUUGUAUGAGGUCGGCAUAAACUUCUUGAUUGCAAUGAAAUCACAAAUAAGUAAACGUGAUGGUAAACGUGAGGACAUUUAUUUGAACCUCCUAGCCACAUCACUAGCAGAGCAGGCAAAUGGUGUUCCAAGAGUCUUUGCCCCUCCCAGGGGCUCUCUGGCCCCUCACCCCAGCCCUUCUGCAUGGCUGGCCACUGUGCCCAGAGCAUGGCAACUGGUGGGCAACCAACCCAAACCUGCACUCACCCCUGCUCCAGAGAAGGAUGCCAGAAAUCCCUUCUUCCACCACCCUUUUCCUUCUAUAACUACAGAGAAGAAACAUAGCUCUUCUGCAUAUAUUAUAAAUAUUUAUCUGCCUCUUUCUACUGACAGGGAAGUCUUCAGGUCAGGGUGGAGACAGAGCCAUCUGGGCACCCUUUGCCCUGGUCUGCUCCUCAGUGCCCAUUUCCCACUGUCCCAACCACUGGACCUUUGGUCUCCGCUUUAAUUAGAACUCACGCUUGUGUUCUUGGCAUUUCAGAGCAUAUUUUGGAUUUUCACUGUUGGGAAACGAAUGAAUGUAUAGCCUGUCUUCUCCAUGACCAAUCGUACCUGUCCCUGUAGCCCUAGAAUCAGGAGUACAUGCAGGUGGUGGACAAAGGGACCCCAAGGGUUGAGGGGGCAGAUGACCUUCGAAGUGGAAAGCAAGAAGCAGGGCACAGAAACACUGGGAGGAGAACAACAGAGGACAGUUUCCCCCAUCUCCUCAGUAGAAACUGAACACACGCCCUAAAGUACUGACAGCUGCCGUGAGCAAUCUGCUAUAUCCAGAAAGUUAAACAUGAUGUUGACAUCCAGUUUUAAAAGAAUUGACAUCCAGUUGAAAAGAAUUCCAAACAUUUUAAGAAAAUGUCCUCUUCUUUAUUGAAAAGGUUUCCUUUCUUUAUAGUCAGUGUUAGGUUUAGGUACCUCUAAACCCAAAAUGUCCUGAGUCUUAAGGCCAAGAAGGGAAAUGCUGAGUCACCGACUGUGGAGGAUGGAUUCCCACCUAAAUUUGGACAGAACCAGGCUGCCUUUGGGCAUGAAUGCGAGCACCUGGAGCCCUUAAUAAACCACCAGCCCGGAGGCUCUUUCUCUCCUCUCUGCUUUGGUUGCCAAAUCAGAUUUUGGGAGAGCUUAACAUAAAUACUUCUGGGCAGCUGUUAGUGGUUAAAAUGGCACAGUCCCUCUAGGAAUGGCUGUGCUAAAUUAGGAACUAAAACAAUAGUGUACUUGGCUUCCUGGCUCUUUGUUUUCAGAGUAUCCCUCAUCUUAUUGGGCAGUGAAAUAAUUUGGCAUGUGAUGCAUUGACUGGGAAAACUAACCCUUCACUUACAGGUGACUCUGAAAUGAAGAGAGCUUGAGGGAAGCAAGCCAUGCAAUUAACAGGUGAGACUCAGAAAAAUUGUCAUUCCUUCCUCCCCAAGGUGAUAAAACAUUUUAAAUACCAGAGAACCCAUCAAGGUGAAACGCUGAAGGACUGCCAUGCAAGGAUUACGGUCUCCCCCCCGAAAAAAAAAUCUGACUAUAAUUAGCAAAGCAAGGUAUAUGUCUUUAUUGCACACCUAGAAAGAUGGCUUAAAUGCAGAGAAAAAAAUUAGAACUGAAUGUGCAUUAGGCAUCCUGGCUAUUUGAUUUCAUUUGGGAACUAAGCCUAUUUAUAGAAAAGAAUCACACUCAGGUUGUUUUUCUGUUUUGUUGUUGUUUUUGUCAAGGACUUAGCUCUUUCUUGAAACCUUCUGAAUUAGAUUUGUUAAUUACAAUGUGUAUGUUCUGUGUUUGGGCCUUCCUAUUUUUAUCUUAUUUUGUACAUUAAAAUAUCAUUCACAUUUUCUGGGAUUUAAUUAUAUUUCCCAACUUUUUUGAAAAGUAGAUUAAACAGCCUUUGCAGUAACAUGCACACAACAGAAGACAUUAGAACAGAUGCCUUUCUAUUUAUUCUUUCAUGCAAUGAAGCCAUCGUAUGGCCAAAUGACUAAAUUGGGCUUCUAGGAGGAGCAGCUGUCACCACGUGUGAUGAAUAAUAUUUAGCCAGGCCCGACUCCAGGGCUGUGUGAUUUGUCCUAUCUUUAAAUUGAGGUCAGUGUCACACACACACUCUCUCCCCAGAGAGGAGGGGAGACUGGACUAAGUUGCAUGCUCUGGCUGUCAUUUCAGUGAAAAUGCCCAUGGGACUUGUCACUAUGCCAUACAGUAAGUGACACACAAGCUGGCAGGUCAUACCCGGUCAGCACUCCAUGGCCUGACUCAAAAGUGGCAGAAUCCACUGAGGUGCGGUCCUGGUCUAGUAUUGCAGUCACAGUGCCAACUCGGGCUUGAGUUUCCCAUUCCAGCUGACACUGCAGAAGGAAAAGACCAGCUAUUUCGUGUGUUUGGUCUGAAUUCAGCUACUUGCUGGCCCAUGUCAGCAAGGGUGGCUGUGGAAAGUACACCUCGAGAAGAAAGGGUGGGAGAGCAGAAUAAACCAUUUCUGCUUGGCUGUCUGGAUUAGCACUCCACUGCUGAGCAGAAUGGACUUUGAAAUAAAUUUGGGAUGUCUCCAGGCAAAAUAUUCCAGGCAUCAUAACCCGUGUCACAUCCUCCCAUCUUCCAACACACAUGCAGACGUGAUGGCCUUUUCUGGGUAGUAUAGCACACAAAACCUGUGCUGGAGAAAGCAGAAGCUAUUUCUUUAACACUCACAGAGUAAUAGCCUAGACCGUGAACCCAGCUUCAGCAGAGCAGGCUGAGAACUCUGUUGACAUUUUCUUUUCCUUGACAAGGCUUCAGGUCUUGCUGUAGGGAACUGGCAGUGAAAAUCAGUAAUAACUUGUCAAGAAGCAGUGAAUAACGGGAGGAAAAUGUGAGUAUAGGUAACUAAUGCCUGAAAAUGCAUAUGUACGUAUAUAUUACAGGUUUUAAGGUUGAAUUUUUAAAAAGGAACGCUAUAGUCUAUAAUCUCCAUUUGUUAUAACAAUGACUCUUUAUCUUAUUUUUUUUUUUUUUUUGAACCACGAACAAGAGAAUUUUCUAUCAUAUGCCUUUUCCUAGGGAUUUAUGUCUUAAACCAUAAGUUGAAUAGAGUGUUUGCAAAACUGUGCUAUUUGGUUUUGAACAUGUGAAAGAACUGCACACAUUUCAGCCAGGGUUUGAAUUACUGCUCAGGGUCAUUGUCCCAAAGUAAUUCAAGGAGUGAUUUAGCUUCAGCAUUUGAAAUGUAGCCUUCAUCUCCUGGGAUCCAUAAAAAAUGUGAACAGGGAAACUGUGGUUAAGCAGAGCCUGAAUAAUAACUUGGCAGAGAAAUGAGUUUUAUCAGGUCGAAUCAGAAGAUGGUAUACCUCAUCAUAGCCCUUAAAUGCUUUCUCCAUGCAAAUGUUUAAAUUAGCAAAUAAUGACAGAGAUUGUGAAAAUGCAGCUUUUCACCCCAAAACCCCCCAAAAAGAAAAGCAGGAAUCAGUUGGCUUUGUGACUGGUUCUUCAUUGGCUCAAGGCAGUUUUACUCAGUAUAGCCUUGGGGGAGAUAAUUUAGCCUCCUACUAGCCAUUUUUCCUUCUUGAAGGGCAUGGAAGAUGGAAGGGUUUCAGUGGAUCACAGAGGUGAGAUCCAUAAUGGCAUUAAAAGUAGUCCCGCAAGGAAUACACCUGGAAUACUCAACUUGAUGUGCUGUAUUCUUCAUUUAUGUCUUCUCAGCAUCUCAGAUUGCCCAACCAAACACACUUCCAUUCUCCUUCCCCUUAAAAGACGUUUAUUUGAUGUCAAACCUCCAAGUAAUACUCUAUUUAAUGUGCUUUCUUAGUUUGCUGGGUAUGAGUGAUUUGUGAAUGAGGGAUGCAGUCUUCAGUGAGAAGAAAAGGCUUCUGAACCAACAUAAAUCUAAGUGGUCAGAAGCUACAAAACAAAUGGGAAGCAAGAAAGAGGGGAAGCUCACCCUUCACCCCACCCCGAGCACAAUGCAGAGCUGUUAACUCUGACAAACACCUCUGCUCCCUGACUGAGGGGAGACAAAAGAGUGAUUCUUUUUAUACCCAGGCUGGCUCAUUUUCAAAUGACAAUCUCUUGCCCUCACUGCCUCAGUGAUAUCUGCUCUUUCUCCCAGGCAUUAAACCAAGAAAAACAUGCUCACAAGAUUAGCCUGUAGGCAUUUCUUCUGACCUGGCUAAAGAAAGAAAGGAGACCUGUUUGUUUUAAACACCAGGAACAAAGUGUCAGGUGGCUUUGAUUUAUGACAGAAAUAGGAAGAAGAAAGUUGAGGUAAUAGCACUAUCCAAAUAACCCUGCCCAGGAAACUUGGGGGUCAAGAGAGCUUAUCAAAAAAUCUUAUACACAAGCUCUUCGGUGUGGAAGAGAAAAGGUCAGAAAGAGAAAAAGCCCCUUUGAACCCACUUUGCUUUGGGUUUGGCUUCAGCUGCAGUCCUAAAAACAGGUUGGCAUGCAGCUACAGGUAGACUAGUCAACACCAAAAAAAUUUUAAUUUAAAAAGAUAGUUUCUCUCUUUCCAACAAGUUCCUUGCCCAAGUAAAUACUUUUUUGGUUUUUCAAACAUUCCUACUGCCCCUCUCCCAUGUUACCAGUGGUGACAAUUCAGAAGGAGCUGUGCUGCCUCCUUCUAAGCCUCCCUCUGAAGGGCAAUGCUAGGGACGGAGCCCUGCCAGCCAUUCUGUGGCUGGCGUGCCUGCAGCUCCCGGGAUUGCUGUUUGAAUGUACUAUCUUUGUGGUGUCUUUCUCAGACAAGCAAAGCCCUGUGCUCUCCUGUCCACUGUCACAUCUGUGCUCAGAUUGCUUAAAUAUUGUUUGCGACGGGGAGGUUUUAAUCUGGUUAUGCAGAGAGAAGCAGGGCUGUGGGGGCAUGUUUAAUUGGCUCCCAGCAGAGCAGUGAGCGCUUCUAUGGAGUGUGGGGAUUUUUUCUUCCCUCCCUCUAGAAGUGUUACCGUUUUCACGUCCUAUUAAUGUCCUCUGGUUGUUAAAUUACAGAAGCACAUUAUAGUGGAGCUGGGUUCCCUCCUGGAGUGAAUACAAAUGAAGGGCAUUUACUUGUAUUUUUAGAGGUUUUGGGAAAAUGUAGUGAUUUGUGGCUUUGAUCAAUCCUGUUGACUGGUGUAUGUCUGCACAAACCUGUUUCAAAUAAAUCUUUUGUUGAAGUAAACGA
Condylura cristata (star-nosed mole) is the source of this 9224-nucleotide messenger RNA. Its product is annotated as phospholipid-transporting ATPase IB. The record is from RefSeq and is a predicted model, not a curated record. The coding region runs from base 23 to 3589 and encodes 1188 amino acids. Gene Ontology annotation, molecular function: ATP binding; ATPase-coupled intramembrane lipid carrier activity; ATP hydrolysis activity. Gene Ontology annotation, biological process: phospholipid translocation; neuron development. NCBI's taxonomy places the organism in Eukaryota, Metazoa, Chordata, Mammalia, Eulipotyphla, Talpidae. Gene Ontology annotation, cellular component: plasma membrane. The transcript is spliced from 37 exons.